Eimeria tenella is the source of this 960-nucleotide messenger RNA. RefSeq lists its product as uncharacterized. The transcript has 5 exons. The coding region runs from base 1 to 960 and encodes 319 amino acids. The record is from RefSeq and is a predicted model, not a curated record. Lineage: Eukaryota; Apicomplexa; Conoidasida; Eucoccidiorida; Eimeriidae.
AUGACUGAUGAAGGCCUGCUAGAUACGCUAAGACAGGCAAGUAGAACAUCUUUUGUGUUGCCUUUUGCGUUUUUUGUGUUUGCAGAACAAGAAGCGCUCAAAGCUCCCUUGGAGGACACUGGACCAAGAGUUGAGAAAUUUCUGAGCAGCAAGCCAACAAAGGCUGCACUUCUGGCUGCGGUGACUCGACAAGUGGACUUCAACUUGGGGCCCACAAGUGAAAUACCUAUGCAGAGCUGCGGCGCGAACUCUAUGGCUCGGAUUUACAGCCCCGAUGAGGUGGUGCGCCGCCUGAAGCUGACCAAACCCCCUUGCCUUGGCCCGGUAGAAGACACCAUAAGGGAGUUCAACAUGUUUGUGACAGAAAACGGAGAAGCAAUGGAAAAAGUGCGAGAAAAUAUCAAGCCAAGGCCGCACAAAGCCUUUAGACUUGCCUAUAUUCAGUGGAAUGCGCUAAUGGUGAAGCCCAACACGCUGGAGCUGCUGGCUGCUUUUCUGAACGAAGCUCAGGGCUUCCAGGCAGACGAGGUGGACGGGGUGACGAUUCUGCUUCAGGAAAACAUGAAGUUAGAUUCGCGCAGGGAGCAGCAGAUGCUGACCAACAUUCAGUUUGUCUUGAACCUCCUAAGUACAGACCCCAAUUGGGGCACGCCGAGCCUGGCUUACUUGGGCAACCUGAUAGGAACGCAGGCCCAAGCUUUGCUCACACCCAACACCCAAACCAUCAUUCAUGUUAUGCGUGAGACGCACACGCCCGUGACAGUCUGCAAAGCGGAGCAAGCAAUUCGCAAGAGAGAAAAAGGAUUCGUGGGAGCUGUCUUUGAAGUUCCCCAGAUGGGCAGACUGGCCGUCAUGGGGGGCCACCUUAAGGGCUGGAGUGCGGAGCAGUUUGAGAACGUCUUUCCCGAGCUCAUCAAGUUCUGCGGCAGCAGGCAACUAGGCAAGGCUUUCAGUCCUUAA